This is a messenger RNA of Aspergillus aculeatinus CBS 121060, 2913 nucleotides long. Its product is annotated as phosphatidylinositol-3-phosphatase YMR1. The transcript is spliced from 3 exons. The record is from RefSeq and is a predicted model, not a curated record. The coding region runs from base 253 to 2511 and encodes 752 amino acids. NCBI's taxonomy places the organism in Eukaryota, Fungi, Ascomycota, Eurotiomycetes, Eurotiales, Aspergillaceae. Gene Ontology annotation, molecular function: phosphatase activity. Gene Ontology annotation, biological process: dephosphorylation.
UAACACCCCCCCCCCCUCCAACUUUGUUGCAAGUUAAUGUUUGUUAUCCUUCUCCCCUUCAACAAAUCUUCAACGGUCUGGGGUUUUUGUUUUUGUCCUUCCUUCUUGUGCUCAGAUAGUUCUUUUUGUCAUCACUCUUUGUGUUCUUUUGCCUGUCGUCAUACUUACCGACCGUGCCGGCGCACCGAACCUCAAUUGUUGCAAAACCCCCCCCAGCCAUGAAGCUUAUGCGGAGACAGUGACAGCUAAGGCAUGGAGAGAACACGAGUUGCUAAGGUUGAAGAUGUGACCUUGGCGCGUCGCGGUGAACAGGUCGUCGGUACACUCCAUCUUACCUCUCACCAUAUAAUUUUCUCCUACAUCCCUCCCUCGACCGAUAAAACUCAAACCCCCAAUGCUGCUGGCCGGUCAAAGGAGCUCUGGAUCACAUAUCCAAUUAUCUCCUUCUGUACCUAUCGCCCCACCCCCGCCGCAGCCCGCCAGCCAUCUUCAAUCCGGUUACGAUGUCGAGAUUUCACCUUUGUUUGCUUCUAUUUCACAAGCGAGAGCAAGGCCCGAGAUGUAUACGAAACUAUAAAGUGCUGGACCUGCAAGGUUGGACGCAUCGAUAAGCUGUAUGCUUUUUCCUACCAGCCGCCUCCCCCGGAGCAGAAGUUCAAUGGUUGGGAAUUGUAUGACGCCCGUAAGGAGUGGGCUCGGCAAGGCGUGGACCAGAAUGGCUCGGGUUGGCGGGUAUCUCAGUUAAACGCUGAUUAUGGGUUCUCUGCGACCUACCCUGCUCUCAUACCUGUGCCGACUACCAUUUCGGACAUCACGCUCAACCAUGCUGGCAAAUAUCGAUCAAGAGCAAGAGUACCCGCUUUGACGUAUCUGCACCCUGUGAACAAUUGCUCCAUCACACGAAGCUCGCAGCCGCUGGUGGGUGUGCGCCAAAACCGAAGCAUUCAGGACGAGAAGUUGCUCGCCGCGAUCUUCUCGACUUCCCGCCCCGAACGACCGCUCGCAAACUUCACUCCGCCGAAUCUGGAGCCGGAAUCCUCCAGUUCGACAUCGAGUGAUCCGUCCACUAGUCAAAUGCUAGCUGACCUGACCAACGCCGAAGAACUGGAAGAUGAAAUGCUGGCAUCUUUUGCCGGCGACCCGGAGGAAAAGCCCCACAUAUACGGAGCCCAGCAGCGCAAUCUUAUUGUUGAUGCUCGUCCAACCGUCAAUGCUUUUGCAAUGCAGGCUGUAGGGCUUGGGUCGGAGAAUAUGGACAACUACAAGUUCGCUACCAAGGCGUACCUCGGAAUCGACAACAUCCACGUGAUGAGAGACUCCCUCAACAAAGUGAUCGAUGCUCUCAAGGACUCUGAUGUGACUCCCUUAGGGCCCAAUAAGGACCAACUUGCACGGAGCAAUUGGCUGAAACAUAUUUCGACGGUUCUAGAUGGCGCGGGUCUGAUUGCCCGGCAGGUUGGGCUCCAGCAUUCGCAUGUUUUGAUCCAUUGCUCAGACGGAUGGGAUCGAACGAGUCAGUUGAGCGCAUUGAGUCAACUUUGCCUCGACCCGUACUUCCGCACACUAGAGGGCUUUAUGGUGUUGGUAGAAAAGGACUGGCUAUCAUUCGGGCACAUGUUCCGGCACAGGGCCGGACAUCUCAACAGCGAAAAGUGGUUCCAGAUUGAGAACGAACGGAUUGGAGGCGAUUCGAAUCGAGCAUUUGGCGAGGCUGGUGGUGCCAGUAGAGCUAUCGAGAACGCUUUCCUUAGCGCCAAGGGAUUUUUCAACAGAGACAACAACAGUCGUGAUUCUCUUGGAGAGUCGGAUGGGGAGAUGCAAUCCUAUGACGGCGACAAUGCGAAGAAGCUUUCAGUGCCUAAAGCAACGCCCGUGGAAAAGGAGGUAACCAAGGUCAAGGAAACAAGCCCGGUCUUCCACCAGUUCCUGGAUGCAACCUAUCAGUUACUAUACCAGCACCCUACCCGGUUCGAGUUCAAUGAACGGUUCCUGCGACGACUAUUGUACCACUUGUACUCGUGUCAAUUCGGAACAUUCCUCUUCAACAGUGAGAAGGAGCGGGUAGAGUGGAACGCCAAAGGGCGUACUCGGAGCGUUUGGGAUUACUUCCUGGCACGGAGGGAACAAUUCCUCAACCCUGACUUUGACCCGCAGAUUGACGAUCACAAACGUGGAAAGGAACGUCUAGUCUUCCCACGCGUCAAUGAAGUGCGGUGGUGGAGCGAAGCAUUUGGUAGAACCGAUGCUGAAAUGAACGGUCCUCGGGCCCCUGGCUCGGGGUUAUCGGUUCCCCGUGAGACUCCGAGUGCUCAGCGGUCACCAGUAUUGACUGGGAUGGAGACCGCUAAUCAUUCUGUCGGCGCUGGCUCCGCUGGCAAAGAUGCUAACAACGCCCCACCGAGCGGCAUCGCAACUGUGACUGCGGGAAUCUCUAAUUUGGCCUUCCCCAAAAGCAAAGAGAACAACCAGGAUACGAAAAGCAUGAAUCGCAUGGAGCUUGAGAUGCAAUGAAGGAGUAGAGACACCAGUCGGCCUUCAAACUGAUGAAAUGACGCAUUGCGUCGCAGUCGGUCUAGGCAGGCAAAUCUAUAAAAGGCGGCGAGUCUUCUGUUUGUUAUCUAGCAAUUGUGUCCUUAGUCUUGCUUUUUUGACGCUGCAUAUUCUGUCUUGGUUUUGUCGGUAGAGAUACAGUUCUAAGGCCGGGAUGACCAGUGCAUAGUCUAGUCGAGGCCAAAAGAGAGGAAACAUGCCGAGUACCACCCAUGUGGGGGGUUGCACAACCCCGCUGGAUCUGUAAAGAAGUGUUUCUUGACAGAUUGAUGGUGACUGAGAAGAUGACCCACCCACUUCCUCAAAGCCUGAGAGAAAACCAAGGGGCAGUAAGUAUAAAGAGAGAAGAAGAGAGUAGAAAAG